Messenger RNA from Penicillium robsamsonii, 3039 nucleotides. RefSeq lists its product as uncharacterized. Gene Ontology annotation, molecular function: zinc ion binding; DNA-binding transcription factor activity, RNA polymerase II-specific. NCBI's taxonomy places the organism in Eukaryota, Fungi, Ascomycota, Eurotiomycetes, Eurotiales, Aspergillaceae. The record is from RefSeq and is a predicted model, not a curated record. Gene Ontology annotation, biological process: regulation of DNA-templated transcription. The transcript has 5 exons. The coding region runs from base 1 to 3039 and encodes 1012 amino acids.
AUGUCCAAUCCUUCAAUCGUCAUUGUGCCAGGCGCAUGGCACCGGCCUGCACACUUCGAGGGCCUCAUUGAUGAGCUUGCAAAGAUCAACUACGAUGCAGAGGCCGUUACCAUGCCUUCUGUGGAUUCUAGUCCGCCACUUGCUACCUGGGACCAGGACGCACAGGCCGUCCGAGAAAUGAUUAUGAGCAAACUGGAUGCCGGAAAGGACGUCGUCGUGCUCGCACAUUCAUUUGGCGGCAUCGCCAUGUCCGAGGGAGCCAAGGGCCUAGGAAAAAAGGAGCGAGGUGCGCAAGGUUUGAAAGGCGGGAUUAUCAAGCUGGUCUACAUGUGCGCAAUGGCGUUGCCUGAAGGCCAGAGUCACAUUGGACACUUGGUCCCGCAGACGCCUGAAGAGGAAGAGGUUGAGCGUCAAGGCAAAGAGCUGGAGUUGAAGUGCGGCGGGUUAGAAGUAACAUCGGACGGAGCAAUGCUGCUUCCGAAGGAUCAUAUCCACCUCAUCUUUUAUAACCGCUGCGACCAAAAGGAUAUCGACAGGGCCGUUGGAUUGCUGGGCACAUUCCCCAUGGGCCCAUUAGCCGUUCCUGUCACGUACACUGCCUACCGUGAGAUUCCGAGCACAUACAUUGUCUGCAAGAACGACAUGGCAUUGCGGGAACCAUUCCAGCGGAGGAUGAUUGCGCAAGGGGAGGGCUGUUUUGAGGUGGAGGAAUGCGAGGAGGGCCACUCCCCAUUUAUGAGUAAUCCAGGCUUUAUCGUCGAUUCGGCGUCGACAUCUCCCGUAAAUCAACCGCGGCGCCAAAACACAAGUUGUGAUCCAUGCAGGCGUUCCAAGCGACGCUGUGUUGUGCAGUCCAGUCCGGACGGAAUUUCUGAUGCGAUCUGCGGAAAUUGCAAGCGUCUGAGACGUCAAUGUACAUUCGAAUUCGCUAUAUCCCAGUCCAGUCCUUUUUCCCACAGGCGGCAGAAACGCAAGUACGGGGAAAGCAGUGUAUCAACCACGCAAAAUGAAUCGAAUGACAUCGAUACAACGAUCGAGGAUGUCGCUGGAAGCCCGAGCCAUCGAUUCGAUGCUACCUCUGUCGCUGACCAAGAUAUUCUGGCGGCUUGGCUGAACCUUGAUUACGAUGGGAUUGUGGCCGAUAGCGCCAACGCGUUUUCAACCAACAUCGAGCCUUCUGACUCAUGCACUGCGCUUCGUUCUGAUUACAUAGUGCCAGCACAGGCCCAGGGUGGGGGUCAGGGUCAACUGACCCGCUUCCACGAAGGCCAAACCACCGGGUCAAAUCAUCACCGACCAGUUGUUGGCCUGUCAUUCAGCAGUCCCAUCCACCUACUAAAUUCCGGAAUAGACGCAAAGAUAUUUGGUGAUCGUCUCGCCCGGAUAUAUGAAGCAAUCGCAACAGCGAGUGCGUCAAGGUUUUUGGACUAUGACUGCAAUCUCUAUGCAACUGGGAGUCGCUACCGGAUGGGAGAUAGUGACUCAGGAAGCUCAAAUGGAUCGGCACCUGCUAGGUCAACCGUAGAUUCGACCGCUAUCUCUCCCCGAUAUGGUCUUCCGGUAUCAUCGCAAGCACUUCCUUAUGACAUUUCAUUGCUUGGAAGUGUUCGGUUCCUUGAUCAUUUGGGCGACCUCUAUGGUAAUCGACUGAACUCGGUCGCGCGGAAGAAAUCAGAUGAGACUUUCAAAGCAGUCCUUCGGGUAUUCUCGAUGCAAUGGUUACCGAGCUCCGCUCAUGAUCACUCUUCUCGGAAUUUAAAGUCUGGAGAAGCAGGAGACUCUUCCUUGGACGCCUUCAUAGAUGCUUGGGUGCGAGCAAGAUCACUUCUCAGCGAUGCGUGCGAGGUUCGAUCAUUUCGAGUUGUAUUGGCAACCCUCAUGUUUGUUGGUAUUGUUAUACCAACUAAAAUAACCGACAGAGAGGAUCUCGCACCGAACCACUUUCUUGACACGGCUUUGCAAAAGUUAUCUUACUUAGAUGGACUUGUCACACAAUACUGUGCUAACCUGGGACCGUCAUCUACAUAUGGCGCUCUGGCUGAAGCAAGCUUGAGUAUUGUCCGGUGGACUGCAUAUAUCCGCGACACGGGGGCAGCGUUAGCGAUGGAUCGUAAGUGCAAACUUCCAGACAUAUGGGGUACUACAAAAGUCCUUUCAAACAAAGAUGCCGUGGCAGCGUUGGCAGUCUCUCAAAAUAUCCUCGAGUUGGAUAUCAAUGUUCAACAUAUCUGCCGGAAAGCUAGUGCAGAAACAUUCUGUGUCUGGAGGCAGAUUAUAAACAUCAAAACCGUUGCUACCCAGACGUACGGCACUGUCAAUGAGCGGUCAUCGUCAACAAUUGAAGCAAUAAAGUUGAGCGUGGCGGCUGUCCGUGACUUCAGCGAAACAUUCCAACCUUUCAUCCUUCAUUGCAUCAAAAAUUUCCAUUGCCUGUCCACUUACACUCUUACCAAUUUGCCCACUUAUAUUUUCUCUCGCAGUUCUAUCGCCGAUGUCUCUCUGACAGGUCUUGCCUUAGUUUCCCUCGUGAUGUUCUGGAACCUUGGCAUUUUUCUCCUCGCGGAGGUCUUCAAAAAGGUGACCAAAGAUCUUGAUCGCUCUUUCAGCCAAGAAAUAGAGCUAGCCGUCCGGGAAUAUCAGCGGGACGCAACCUCGUGCGUGACGCAGGUCGUCGAAUGCGUAUUGAACUUACCCGCCGAGGAAGCCUUCAAUCUCCAAAAUGGACUAGGUGCAGAAGUCCCACUCACGGCCUAUCAUGUCACUCCCAGUUUGGCUGUUACGGCCCUUCAAAGAGCCAUUGAGAAUGUGAUAGACCUGCAGCUGUACUCCAAUUGUGAUGCUGGAGUAUCAGACGACGAUGCACACUCUUUGAUACCAGACGGGAUAUGGGAUCGGCAAAUCGAUGUUCUCAUGAAAGGACUCAUGUCGCUUGACGUUACUAUUGGCGGGUCACAGACCUGUGGCGUGGCCCUCAGGGGGUUGAUGCACAACCACGGGGAUAUACUAUCUGAGUGCUGGAUUUCAGGGUUUGACUCAUGA